UACGUCUUACUUUGUUCCUUGUCUGUCGACUUACUUUGACUGGGAUAACGCUGAUCCAUGAAUUAUUGAAGAGAUGAGUUGAUCGAAUCCACUAGAAAGUCAAACAUCGCUGGAAUUGAACUUUGGUUCCCAGUACUGUUGUGUGCUUGACUUGAAGAUUUGUUAACUUCAUUAAUCAUAAGUGUCAACUGAAAUUUAUUUUAAUUUCAUAUCAGCACGAUGACGUACAUGAAGAUAGCCAAGAAAUCGGACCGGAUUCUGCACCUUUCCAGAGAGCCUGGCAUCCGAGCAUGGAGUAUGUUUGUUGGUGUUAUAUCAAUAGGUAUUGGUGCUGUAUAUUUCAGUUUGGAUAACAUAGUAUGGACAUCUGUGUGCAUUCUGGGUAGUUUUAUAAUUGCUAUGUCCUGCCUGGAUGAUUGGGAGGAAUGUAUUUUUAACAAGGGAACCAAAGAAGUAAGGAUGAAGACGUUUAACUUGAUGCAAAAAUUAGUUUUGCCAGCUGGGAAACAGCGACAAGUUGUAGCCAACCUGUCUGACAUCAUAGCUGUACGUGUACAGGAAGAAGAUAUCAAAUACGCUGGCAAAGGACAUUACGUUGUGCUAGUGUUUGGUACUGGGUUUGUCAUCCCAAUUGCAGAGAGGUGUACAAUAGGCGAUAAAAAUGAACAUGAGGCUUUGUGCAGAGAAAUCAAACUAUUCUUGAAUCUGAAUGAGAAGAUGACGACUGAUGAUCUUGGAUAUGAAGAUGACAUAUCAUCCUCCGAUAGCGACUAUGACACUGAAAGAAAUGGCACCAUAGAACAUGUUGCUGAGACAAACCACUGAAUAUUAUAAUUAGUUCCUGACAGACAAACUUUGUUUGUGGUAUGAGUUUUGUCUGUCCAUGAAUUUCACCGUCCAUGUCGUUAAUGAAUAUAGUUCACACAAUGUAGUUAAAACAACCAGAGAACAAACAUAGAGUAAUAACUUGUGAAUACUUUCAAUUUUGAUGCCAUUGGUCUCUUUAACAUGCCAUCCAUAUAUUGGUUAAAAAUGACUGACUGGCAGCCAUAAAACCCAGGACCACACAAUAAAACUUAGCUGGAAUGUUAUAAGCUGUUCAAAUCUGUCUCUUUUGUAUGGUUACCUUUAUUUUAAACAUUGAUGACGUUUUUCAUUGAAAAGAAUAAAUAUUUUUAAUACAUGAUGUCUAAUGCCAAGACUUGAACAAAUUGGAAACUAAACUGGCGGUGUCAACAAUAACGACUUUUUUUAUAGUACAGUACGUACAUUUAUCUAAGAUGUUAUUUUUAUAAUUAAUGGUUUUUUGUUUUGUAAUUUUGUAUUGCAACUUUUUUGUAUUUGUCCUUUGUAGUCAAAAAUUGCAUGUUUUUUGUUACAGUAAGAUAGUAUUGUAAUUUUUGAAUUUUAUCUAUUUACCAUUAUUAUACAUCUGGCAAUGAAUGGAACUUAACAAUCCAUGAAAAAUGUAUGGAUACUUUUGAUCAAAAGUGUUUUGUAUGUUUUAUGCAUAUCUUCCGUGUUUGGAAAAUAUGUGUGUUAACUUUUCUUUUUUUACUAUUUAUACUGGCUGUUAUACUUUACUGAGCAGAAAAAGAUGUAUUUAAUAAUAGUGA
Molecule: messenger RNA, 1616 nt
Organism: Saccoglossus kowalevskii
Lineage: Eukaryota; Metazoa; Hemichordata; Enteropneusta; Harrimaniidae
Product: cytochrome b-245 chaperone 1-like
Source: RefSeq, a predicted model, not a curated record